AAUGCGUUGUCUUUUCUUCCUCUCGCUCGCCUCCUUCCAGCAGCGCCGGCCUCCAACGAGCCCAACAAUGUAAAUGCAACACCUGAUCGAUCAAUACCUAAGCUGUGUGAUCCGUUUGCGCUGGAGAGGUGGUGGUUAAACCUGAGCCCGGGGAGAAGGAGAAAGGUCGGCGUUGGGGGGAAGGAAAGAGGCGGGGAGAAGGCGGAGGGGCGGCGGACGGAUGCCUGGCCGCUGUCCGCGGUGCUGAAUGAUCAGCUCAGUGCACGUCUCCACCUCCCGCGGCAGCACACCAGGGAAGCGACCUCCCUCCGCGACAUGUCUGAUCGAGGAGAUGGGCAAGGGCGACGACAACGAUCGCAUCGUGAUAAACGUGGGAGGGACUAGGCACGAAACGUACCGGAGCACCCUGAAGACCCUGCCCGGCACUCGGCUGGCAUGGCUCACCGAGCCCGGCGCCUUCGCCAAUUUCGACUACGACCCCAAGGCGGGCGAGUUCUUCUUCGACCGCCACCCGGGGGUCUUCGCUCCACAUCCUCAACUACUACCGCACGGCAAACUGCACUGCCCGGCCGACGUGUGCGGACCCCUGUACGAGGAGGAGAUCGCCUUCUGGGGUAUCGAUGAGACUGACGUGGAGCCUUGCUGCUGGAUGACUUACCGGCAGCACCGAGACGCCGAGGAGGCUCUGGACAGCUUCGAGUCUCCCGAUCUCAACAGCGGCGAUGGUGAGGCGGCGGCGGAGGAGACGGGGUCGGGGACGUCGGAGGACGAGCUGGACACUAAGCGCCUCGCCAUCGGAGACUGUUCCCUGAAGCCGGAGCGAAAGCCGGCUGGUGGAGGAAAUGGCAACGCCGCAUUCUGGGCUCUCUUUGAAGACCCCUAUUCCUCUAAAUAUGCACGGUACUGUGCUUUUGCUUCGCUUUUCUUCAUCUUGGUGUCAAUCAGCACCUUCUGCCUCGAGACCCAUGAGGCAUUUAACCCAAUCGUUAACAGAACGGAGAUUGUAAGGAAUGGAAAUGAAACCAGAAUGGAAACUAUUCAGGAAACAGAAACAGAAGCCUUCUUAAUGUACAUCGAAGGAGUCUGUGUGGUAUGGUUUACCUUUGAAUUUCUCAUGAGGAUCACUUUCUGUCCCAACAAAGUGGAGUUUAUCAAGAAUACUCUCAAUAUCAUAGACUUUGUCGCCAUUCUGCCCUUCUAUCUGGAGGUAGGACUCAGUGCUUUGUCUUCCAAAGCUGCUAAGGAUGUUCUGGGCUUCCUGAGAGUGGUUCGCUUUGUCCGAAUCCUGCGAAUCUUCAAGCUGACCCGUCAUUUUGUAGGACUGAGAGUUUUAGGACAUACUUUGCGUGCAAGCACCAAUGAAUUCCUGCUGCUCAUCAUCUUCUUGGCACUUGGCGUCCUGAUAUUUGCCACCAUGAUCUACUAUGCUGAGAGGAUAGGUGCUAACCCCCAUGACCUGAGAGCCGAUAAACACACACACUUCAAAAAUAUUCCGAUUGGAUUUUGGUGGGCCGUAGUAACCAUGACUACACUUGGCUAUGGAGACAUGUAUCCUCAGACAUGGUCGGGCAUGUUGGUAGGAGCCCUCUGUGCUCUUUCGGGCGUGCUGACCAUUGCUAUGCCAGUCCCUGUCAUUGUCAAUAAUUUUGGAAUGUAUUACUCCUUAGCGAUGGCCAAACAAAAAUUACCAAAGAAGAAAAAGAAGCAUAUACCGAGACCGCCCCAGCUGGGAUCCCCCAAUUAUUGUAAAUCUGGUGUAAACUCUCCACAUCACAGUACACAGAGUGACACAUGCCCACUCGCUCAGGAAGAGAUUUUAGAAAUAAACAGAGCAGAUUUUAAACAGAACGGUGAUGCAGCAAAUGCAGCAUUGGCAAACGAAGAUUGUCCUCAUAUUGACCAGGCACUGACGCCUGAAGAUCACCUCCCCUUCACUCGUUCUAACACCAGGGAGAGGAAUGCCAGAGACGGGCCCUGCUUCCUCUUAUCAACCGGGGAAUUUGCAUGUCCACCCGAUGGAGGAAUAAGAAAGGAUUUCUGCAAAGGCAGCCCUGUCAUUGCUAAAUAUAUGCAAGCAGGGGCAGUCAGAGUAACUUAAUGAGCUGGGACAGAAUUGGACGCUCUGUGGGCAAUUAUCUGUCCACUGGGAACAUUUCAAGAAAAGAAGACCCACCUCUUUAGGACAAGCAAAGCUACUUCAAGCCGAACAGGCUUCUAAGGACCAUGUGUGUAACAGAUUUGACCCAGAAAUGCAGGCUUUCUAAAGCCCAAUGUUUCCAAAAAAAGGUAGAAGAUUUGUAUUUGUUUGCUAGCAUGAACUGCAUGUUAUAGAAACUGUAAUUCUAUGAUUAACCUUUAAAUCAGAAGUUCUAUUUCCUUCCAAAAUACUUUACUUUUACAAAACUUUGAUGUGAUCAUAAUGUAAGAAUUAACUAUAUUUAUUUGCAAUGGAUAGCUUUUUUUGUAUUAUUCAUGAAACAGUGCAAGAUUAGAGAAAACUGUAUGUAGAUGGCGAUUGGUCAUAUUGACCACUCAUCCGUGCUUCAGAUCUCCAUCUGAAACAAGCCGUUAAAACUAUGUAUUCAGAAAGCACUUCUGCCCCUGUAUCUGAUUAGGUUGGCAUGCUAGUAAUCUUGUAUUUUCUGGACAUCAUGUGUAUCUAUAAAUAUUAACUCUUCAUCCAGAUGGUCUUAGCCUCUUUGCAUUUAUAAGUGUAUAUUUCAGACUUGCAGACUCUAAAUUAGGAAGUGUGCAUUUCAUUGAACAGUACCAAUUUAUCUACGCCGUUUUCCAUGGCAGGACUACUGGUCCAAGUCAGCGAGUGACUUCACUCUAAUUUGGUCUCCUAAAGUUGGAAUCAAUACUUCAGCACUGUAUGCAAUUUAGUUCUGAAUACGUGCAUGCACAAUAUAAUAUGCAAAAAAAAAGUUCGAGCAUGAAAUAAAUUUUGUAUUAAAUCGG
Messenger RNA from Pristis pectinata (smalltooth sawfish), 2961 nucleotides. Its product is annotated as potassium voltage-gated channel subfamily C member 1-like. NCBI's taxonomy places the organism in Eukaryota, Metazoa, Chordata, Chondrichthyes, Rhinopristiformes, Pristidae. Gene Ontology annotation, cellular component: axon; dendrite membrane; neuronal cell body membrane. Gene Ontology annotation, biological process: protein homooligomerization; potassium ion transmembrane transport. Gene Ontology annotation, molecular function: delayed rectifier potassium channel activity; protein binding. The record is from RefSeq and is a predicted model, not a curated record.